This is a messenger RNA of Stegastes partitus (bicolor damselfish), 2166 nucleotides long. RefSeq names its product midnolin. The record is from RefSeq and is a predicted model, not a curated record. Bases 191 to 1627 code for a protein of 478 amino acids. The transcript has 7 exons. NCBI's taxonomy places the organism in Eukaryota, Metazoa, Chordata, Actinopteri, Pomacentridae. Gene Ontology annotation, molecular function: protein binding. Gene Ontology annotation, cellular component: nucleus.
UAGAGCUGCGUCUGUCACAGUCAGAGACAGGAGCCCACACCGUCUGCUGUCCAUUUGUCUACGUUUUAAAGGCACUAAGGAGGAAUGAAGAGCCAGAACAACAACAAAAACACCGCAGCGUCUCGCCUCGCUUGACUCCAGCGACCACGAUCUGAUUUUAAACGGGAUAUUUCACUGUCAGUGUGCCUGAAUGGAGCAGCAGCAGCAGCAGCAGCAGCGGCGGGGUCUCCGUGGCUUCACUAACUCUGCAGCCUGCGGAGCUGGAGGCUCCAGCGGUCAGCCCUCCAUCCGUCUGUCCGUCACCUCGACCACCGGCAGCCCGGUGGAGCUCAUUGUGCCCCGAGCAGAGACCGUGGAGGGUCUGAGGACACGAAUCUCCCACAAACUCAGACUGCAAACACACAGGAUCGCCCUCCUGCACAAAGACAGGCACCUGACUGCAGGGAAACUCCUGGAGCUGGGUGUAACAGAUGGCAGCAAGCUGACCCUGGUCCCAGUUAUUGAGGCUGGUUUAAUGUGCUCCACUGCCAGAGCCGAGAGGACUAUGAUGGACGUGCUGGAGAGCUUAACCGAAGUCCAGAUCAAUGACUUCUUGUCCGGGCGCUCGCCUCUGACCAUCAACCUUGGAAUCGGUGCCCACAUGAUGUACGUGCAGCUCCAGCUGUCUGCUCAGGACGUGAAGGAGCUGCAGCAGAACUUGGACUCAAAAGCUCGGAGCAGCAGCGAGCCUCAAACUGGCCUGCUGACGCCCUGCAGUGUGAACCACCCCGGCUCUGCCUCCACCGACACCACAGGAUCCACUACCUCAUCUGCUGCACAAACCCCCUCUACAGCCCAAUUUAGCCCUCAGAGACAAAGGACUUCCUUUAACUCGGCAGCACCCGCCACCCACUCACCCACUUAUGGCUACAGUCCCUCAUCUCAGCUUCAUUCCCAGUCUGCGCACACAUCUCCACGUGGUCUCUCGGCCUCGUCUUUGCCCUCUGGUUGUCCACAUCCCAGCUCUCCACUGGAAGCAACCACACCGGUCUGUUCAACUGGUCCCACCGGCUCCAGCCCGGGACCCCCGAGCCCAGCGCCGGGCUCGACCUUCACAGAGAGUAACACUGAUGCCUCAGCCCCUGCAGAGAUGUCAAAGCAGCCAGGGGCAGUCAUAGAAAGUUUCGUGAGCCACUCUCCAGGCGUCUUCUCUGGGACUUUUUCUGGCACCCUGGGACCCUGCAGUCAGAGCGGCAUCAGUCAUCCUCGUCGCGGCAUUUCAAUCAUCCUCCAGAUCCUCAAUGACCUCCUCAGAGCUGCCUAUCACCACCAGGGGGCUCCAACUGCUCCUCCUCCACGCCCCUGUCCUGCUUCGGACCCUCCAGCCAGCUCGCAGCCCACAGCAGAGGAGCCCGGCAGGGCCAGAAUCAGACCACCGCUGACCCAGAGGACGGAACACCUCGACAGAGCUCCAGGCAAUGAGAGUCGACUGUUGAACUCAUCCACAGAGGAGAAUCAAACGAUGCACUGUAAGCUCGAACACCUCCAGCUUUUGAUGCAUCAGAGGCGUCUCCGCAGACGGACUCGCAGGAGCUCACACCUCUCGCAGACCUCUCACCCGUAUCAGCACCGUCUCCAUCAUCCCUAAUCUUCUGGACAGAAAAGAUCCACUCACUGUGAUAGCGCCUGCGGCUCUCUGAGGGCGCCUCCACUGAUGACCGUAAAACAAGUCUCACGAAAACCACGGCUGACCUCUGAUCUUGUGAUGUUGGUGAAUCAACUGUGGAGCCGAGAAAGAGGGACAAGCUUUAAUAAUAUUUUUACAGUGUGGGCAUUUCAUAAAAACAUAAAGCCAAAGGAUCUGAGGAGUGAGAUCCCAGCAGCUGACUGUAUAUUUCUCAUGAUAUUUAACCUGAGUCUGUCCCUCGGUGGCGGCGACUCUUCUUGUUGCAGUAUGUAGCACAUGUCACAAAAAGCUCUAAUGUAUAUUUUCAUCUUCUACAUCUCAAUGUUUUGUCAAAGAGGUCUUUCUGUAUGUUAUUUCUAUGUAUUCCAAAGCCUUAACUGUACAUGUCUUGAAUGUAAACAUUGUGUUUUGUGUCGUUUUACAUAUGCAAUAUUAAAAUGUAAACACAAGGCAGGAACAAAUAUGCAAGAAAUAAAGGACAAAAAAAUGAAAAGUCUGGA